GUCAGAGCAGGAGAUGCACGGGGGGCGGGUUUAAUGUGAAAGGGGGCUGGCACAGAUCCGAGAUAACCAUUCAAAAGCAACAGAGGGAAAUUAACUUACUGUGUUCAUCACAUCAGCUCACAGAGAAGAAGCAUCAGCAGCCGACUAGCAGCAGCAGCACCUCUUGACCACUAAGCUACCAAAAUGGCCCCAAUCUCUAUCAGGACGGUGUUAAUCAGUGAAAGCGUGGACCCCCGCUGCAGGGCUAUUCUGGAGGAAAAUGGCAUCCGUGUGACGGAGAAACAGAGCAUGAAUAAGGAUGAACUGCUCGCUGAAAUACGGGUAAGGUUGGGACUCAGUAUUGCACAGUUUAUUGCGCCAGAAUCGAGCGUGUUUCGUGUCUUUUACGCAGCAGAAACUUCAGCCGUUGUGUUAGCAUCACUGUACAAACUCGUGGGUUUUUUUGCCCUCGGACAUGCAUUGAGGGAAAAAAGGCACCUGAUAUUUUUCUUUGGAGGUUAAAUAAAGGGUGAAUAUUUGAUUUUAAAUACUGUUGCACAAUCUUCCUCACAGGGCCGGACACGUUUUGCCGGUGUAAGGUGACAGAAUUGAUUGUAAGUGUUAGUACCGCCCCUUUGUGAAGCUGAUGCAACUCAUCCCAGACUUUACCGAUUCUCCCAUCACUCUGUCUGAGGACCACAUACUGCAGGCCUUAUGCAGUCUAAUGCAGUAGAUGUGGGUGAAACAGAGAACUAAAUUUCCCUCUGUGAAUGCUUGAUUUUUCUGAUGAGAAUUAUCAGAUUUGUUACACAAAAAUUAAAUUUGCUGUUGUUUCAGGUCUUAACUCUCUCACUGUGAAGGAAAGUAGCAAUGAAAGCACAUUUUAAACCAAUUGCCCUUCUCAAAGCACUGUAGUAUGAGAUUUCUGUGACCUUCAGUUAAAAAGAAAAACUAUAUUUACCUUAAAUAGCAAUUACCACUACAUUAAGCCCUUUUAAUUGGGAGGAUAGACCAUGAAAAACAAGGCUUAACAUUGCCUACUUGCAUUUUUUUGUCCUCAGCAGGUUUUCAUUGUUUACAGGCUCAUUGAGGGGGGGAUGAAUGAGUACAGCAGUUCAAUUUCUUGCUGUCAGCACUCUCAUUGUCUGAUGCCACAUAAUCUGACCCACUGACACAAUCCGUCUCCUCUCACAAACAACAAAGUAUCACACCUGAGGUUGGAUCACUCAGCCCCAAACAAGAUAAUGAAUCAUAAAACAGCACCACUUUGGUUCUGAUUUGACCCAUGUUAGUGAUGCGCUUUCUUAAGAGAAAUAAAAAGACAUAUAUAGAUAAAACACUAUCUAAUCAGUGUAUAUGAGAGGUUAUUUAUCCAUUAGAUAGUUUCUAUUACUGCAGUUAGUGGGGAUAUUAACCUUAUAUAAAAAACAACAACCUAAGAUAACCAUUAAAACUGCAGCUGGAUCUCAUUUAUGCUACAUACAAGAUGUCAGAUAAUAAAGAGCAUUAUUUUAUCCAUAGUAAUGAUCAAAUAUGGCGUCUGUGUCUGUGCUACCUCUCUCUCAUUUAUUUGGUUAUCUGCCAAAACAAACACCAGCUAAACACACCUCAGUUCACUUCCCUUCACUUACCAACAUGAGAGAAAAUCAACACAUCAGCACACACCCUUGUUACCGCGGUUACUAAAUGAGCUCAUACAGACAACUAAUCACUUGUCACUUAUGACACAGGCCUUCAGGAUUAAUCUGUUGGUUUGAAAUGACCAUCGAACUACACCAAAGUCUGUCUUAAAAAGGACCUCCUAUUUGAGCGGUUAUGGGGAAGGGUGGGUGUGGUGGCAACUGCAUUCUUCAGUAACAUGAAUGGACACAAACUUAACUGUGCAUUGUGUACUCCAUAGCUAAAAAUAUUUUAGGAAAUGAUCCAAAAAUAUGGCAAAACGCUCCCUCAGAAGCCAGGGCAGUCAGACCAGGGGGAAAAUCAUGAAUUAAAUGAUCACAACAUGCCAAAUUAUACUUGUUGUUUUGCUAAAAUUGUCCCAAAACUGCAUUAAACAAGGUGCCAUAAAGAAUACUCUGGCUUUAAGUACAGCUAACCACUAUCUUUCUUACCAUCCUAGAACUACGAUGGCCUUGUUGUAAGAUCUGCAACUAAGGUUACAGCUGAUGUCAUCCAUGCUGCUGAUAAUCUCAAGAUUAUUGGAAGAGCAGGGACCGGUGUGGACAAUGUGGACGUGGAUGCGGCUACGAAAAAGGGCAUUAUUGUCAUGAAGUAAGUCUCUGAUCAUCACAGGAAGUUUGGUUUCACCAGAUAUCAAGCUGUUUCUUAACUGUGGGUUGUUUCCCCAGCACACCUAGCGGCAACACAAUCAGUGCAGCAGAGCUGACAUGUACCCUGCUGAUGAGCCUGUCAAGGCAAGAUGAGUCAUGUUUUUUAUGGACAGUAUGCUCAGUUCUUUGUUUUUUACUGAUGUGCUGCUGAAGUGCCACUUUAACAAUGGCAUUCGUGUUUUUCAGACAUGUGCCUCAAGCUGCAAUGUCGAUGAAACAAGGCAACUGGGAUCGCAAAAAGGUCAGCCGAGAUUUUAUUUUGCUGCUGUGUGCUGUUUGACUGUCUGUGCGCACAAAGCAAUUACUGUCGCGUGAUUGGCUCCAUUGUCCAGCUCUUUGUUGCUGAUCAGAUGGGACACUUCACAGCUUUUGUGCAGGGUUUUAUCUGUGUUUUUGUUUCUAAUUUUACAGUUCAUGGGUGCAGAGCUGUAUGGAAAGGUGCUUGGAAUAGUUGGGCUUGGAAGAAUUGGAAAGGAGGUUGCUUCAAGAAUGCAGUCAUUUGGCAUGAGGGUAAGUAAUUAGACUAUAUGAUAGAAGUGUGCACCCACACAUCCAAGUGGUUCAUUGCGUCUGUUAUAUUUGGAUCAAACUGAUGUUCCCUCUUUUCUCAGACCAUCGGCUAUGAUCCAAUCACUCCUACUGAGGUGUCGGCCAGCUGGGGGGUGGAGCAGAUGUCUCUGGAGCAGCUGUGGCCUCUGUGUGACUACAUCACUGUCCACACGCCCCUGAUGCCCUCAACUGUGGGUGAGUUCAGUACAGGUUCUCCUCACUGUACAGAUAACUGGAUUUAUGCCGACAAAUGUUGGAAUAAAGUGAAUCUUUUCUCUGAUUUUCAUCCCAGGUUUGCUGAAUGAUGAAACAUUUGCUAAAUGCAAGAGAGGGGUGAAGGUUGUAAACUGUGCUCGGGGAGGUAUCAUCGAUGAGACAGCUCUCCUAAGAGCUCUGCAGACCGGACAGUGUGGAGGAGCCGGGCUGGACGUCUUUGUUGAGGCAAGAAUACUCAACCAAGUCCUCAAGUCGUCAUUGUUUUUGCACAAUCAUUGCAUCUUAUACAAGACAGUUGCUCUACCUUCCUCAUUCAACCAUUGACCACAUAGAUUUGAUAUUUUUUUACAUUUACAUUUAAAUACAUGAGAUUAUAGCCAGGUGGCUCAUUUCCAUUCCCUGUCCCAUAGACACAUUACGCUUGUGUUUCCUUCAGUGCCCUCCUUCUUUGGUAACAGUGCUAAAGUUUUAUGUCCCUCAUCGUGGUCUGAGUUUCAGGACUGCCUCAAAGCAGAUUAUAUUUUAGCAUGAAAGAUUUCAAAAAGGGCUAAGGAUUAUUUGACCCAUGAAUAUACAUUUCAUUUUUAAUACAUAAAAAAAAAAAAAAUAUAUAUAUAUAUAUAUAUAUAUAUAUAUAUAUUAUAUGAAUCUUCAGUUUUAUAUACUAGUAAAGAGGGUCAGGAAAACAACAACUGUCUCAAGAAAAGACAUUAAAAAAACCCUCCUUUUGUAGAGCAUAAAAAUACAAUAAGAGACAUCAAGCACCAGCAGUUCAAUAAAAGAUAAACUGUGGAGGUGUGUUUUUACCAAAGCACAUAGACAAAUAGAGCAUCACUUUGUUUGGAUUUGUCAAAAUAGAAGAGUUCACAGAGUACAGAGAGGCACUGUAUCAAACUCUUUCCAUUGGAAAUAUGUUUGUCAUUUCUAGUAACCAUGUUUUAAAUAUUAGAUUAUGUCUGAUCAUAGACAGACAACAAGAUCAAAAGAUGGCACAUCCUCAUCUUUACAGAAAGUUAAAUGUUCUUCUUUGUAGCAACAAUGCCAUGAUAUAUUAUUUAAGGUUGCAAGCAGAGUUAUUUGGUACAAUAUCACAGUCAUACAUUUUAGAGAAGCACGUGAAUUCGCAAAGUUAGUUUAGUUUGGGACAGGACUGAAAUAAGUGGCCAAGGGUGCCCUCUGCUGACUUUCACUCCAGUCCAGACAGAUUUGGGAAAUGGGCAACAAACGAAUGUGAUCUGAUGCAGGAACAGUGAGGCCUAUGAAGUACUUUAAACUGAAUUAGAUGAACAUGUGGAUUUUGUUAAGUGUAGGUUUCUACAUUUAUUCAGGAAGUUUGAUGGGGCCAGCUGUGGUACAUAGUGUUACAUAUUUCUGACAACCUAGCCUCUAAUCUGAAGAUAAAAGAAAAAGUGUGUGUCUGGGUGUUUGUCCCUUUCCUUCAACUAAGUGACAGUGGAAACUGUUAUUAAAUCUAAGGUCUGCUGUAGAAAUAAUACUACCUUUGUUUUUCCAAAGGAGGAGAGGAGGUAUGAUUAUAGCAAAGAGGAGUACAGUCAGAAAUUUCAGGAAAAUAAAACCACUUUAAGUUCAAGAACUUACAUAGAUCCUGUUCUAUUAAGAGCAAAGAAAGGGUUGUUGUUCAUUCCUUAAUGUGAGUUUAUACCCUGCUGCAAAGGCACAUAUGUAGAGGAGUUAGUCUUUCUAUGGGUACAGUCCUGGUGAAAGAACAAAAGAGGUUUAACAAAAAAAACCGACAGUAACUUUUGACAAUAAUUAUUUUGCAAACAAAAGCUGUCACUUAUAUUUUUCUAUGUGCACAUGUUUGGCAUUAGGAGCCUCCUAAGGACCGCUCUCUGGUCGAGCAUCCUAAUGUCAUCAGCUGCCCUCACCUGGGAGCCAGCACCAAGGAGGCUCAGGCUCGAUGUGGGGAGGACAUCGCUCUACAGAUUGUAGACAUGGUGAACGGCAAGAAGCUGGUUGGGGCUGUAAGUUCAACUCUGUUGUCUACUUUUUCUUACUUGAAAACUGCUCACCAGGCUUUUAGGUUUACUGCUUUAAGACAACUUUAAGCCAUGGAAAUCUGUUUUACCGUAACAGAUGAUGAAGAAGAGCACUUAAACUAAAGUCAUAGAGACUGAAUACUUUCAAACUCCAUGAUCACGUUCGGUUCAUAGACUCACUCUGUUUCCAUGUUUUCUCCUCUCUGUUAGGUGAAUGCUCAGGUUUUGGCCAGCGCAUUUUCCCCAGAAUCUCACCAGCUGAUUAAACUUGGUGAGGCUGUGGGAGCCGUGUUGAAGUCGUGCACUUCUACCGAGAAACCGUUCAGUCAUGUCCAAAUCACAACUCAAGGUAAAGCCACUGGUCUAACCUGUUUUUUCUUCCCGGUAAAGUGAGGAAGAGAGCUGUAGCGCUCUUUCCCCCUCUGCUGGUGAAAUUGUGAACCAACCACUCUGGUUGAGUAAGAGAGCCAGUAGUAGUAGGUUUAAUGUUGUAAGUUUAUGACAGUGCACAUUUUACUGUGAUUUUUUUAAUCAAUUUUUUGCCUUGUUAAUAGUGUCCGUAUACAAUUUUCUUCAAUCCAGGUGAUUGCAUGAAGUCCUCCACUGGUUACAUGACUAACUCAGUCCUUGUUGGACUCCUGAAUCGCAAGUCAGGCUGCUGCCCAAAUCUCAUCAACGUGCUGAGCCUCGCCAAGGACUCUGGAAUCACGGUACAGCGUUGGCUCAUUCUGGCAAAACUCUGCAUGUAGACACCCAGCUUGUUUCAAUAACCUUACCACAAUUGCAUAUAUUGAAUUUCCAGGUAAACCAGGGCCACUGUGGAUCAGACGAUGCCACCAGUGGUGUGUGCAAGGUGGAGAUCAUGUCGAAUGGCUGCAGCCAUAAAGCCACUGGUUCAGUUCAAGGUGGUGCACCAGUGCUGCUGGAGCUGGGAGGCAGCAUGUUCAGACAGCCUGUGUCUCUUACUGGAAACCUGCUUUUCUUUAAGGCCUCUGCAAAUCCUCAGCUCCUGUCCUCAGUGGCUGGUGAGAAACUUGAAGAUGAUUUAAGAUUCAAGAUAUAAAUGAAUGUUUUAUUUUAUAUACAUGUAAAAUAGUUUGAAGCAGCUUGGUUUUAUUUAAAAAGGGUGAAUGAAUGAUUUUAAAGAAGUUAAAAUAUUAUGGAGUAGCUAAUGAUACAAUUGAAGAAGCUUUUGUAAAAUAACUAAGUACAAGCUCUUGUUCUCAAGACUCUCAUAACAGCUGUUAAUCAGAGUAAAUGUCAAGCCUGAAGAAAAGCUGGUGAAAAAGUUACUCAGUCCACAAAUAGAAACUAGAACGCUUCUGAUGACCCAAAAUCUGCCCACAGAGUCUGUCCUUAUAUGUAGAACAAUCGGUCAAAAGCCAAUUCAGGUCCUAACCACAAUCCCAGUAGCCCGUUGAUUGUUGAAUUUAUUUCAGCCUUUCACCUGUGAGGAGUUUUUUGAUUUUAGUACAAUACACUGAAAGUCAUAUUAAUUCCCUUUAUGAUACACAAAAGCAAAUCAGAUCAGUGACGAGAUUAACUAACUAGUACACUGCACUUUUGAUGCCUGAUAAUUUUUUUUUUUUUUGGGGGGGGGUGUCAUCAGAGCAGCUAAAGAAACAAUCUUCUUUUAUAUUUUAUUCAUUAAAAUCACAAUAAAAGAUACACUUGACUGUUGAAAGUCAGCAGGAAGACCUCUCCUAAAAUUGUAGAGGACAAGACAUGGAACAACUGUUUUGCUUUGCCCACAGGGGGGCACCAACAUAGGUGCAAAUUGAAAGUUCUUCACAAGAGCUUUUAAGUGUAAAAUUUAAACUCCCUUACAUUUUUUCACAUUAUUAUGUUAUUUUUGAGUCAACUCUUCAAAGGUAUAGUAUGUCUGCAGUGAAGCAGUGGAACAAAAAGACACUACAGCUGACUUUAAAGCAGCUAAAGGUGAUAAUUAUGGUAAAGGUGGUAAGGCACUCGCUCUUUGCUGGUUUUUUAAUUCUUGUUUGUAUGAAGGCUGGUGUUGAUUUAUGACCUCCAUGGAAUUAGAAGCAUUGGUUUUACAGUCACACCUUUUUUUCUGCCUCUGCUUGUUCUUUGUUUAGCAUCUCUGGCUUCAGAGGGGGUGGAGAUUGAGUCCUUCAGUGCUCCUGCAGACCGUACUGGGGAUCUGUGGUACUGUGUGGGGGUCUCCUCCCUCCUGCGUGACCUUGGUGCCUUGAAGUCCCUGGUGAAGGAGGUAGCCCAGGUCACCAUCUAGAUGAGAGCUAUCAAAAGAAAAUCUCCACAUUCUCAAGAGUGUCUAACAUUAAUGACCCAUCUUGGUCCUUGCGUUUACAACUAACAACUUAUUUAGAAGUUGAACUUUUGAUAACAUUCCAGUGUUUAGGUGGUUUACAUGCACUUUGUUUGAGUUGCUCUAAACGAAAUGUUUGUUGUGUUCGGUUUGCUUUUUGACUUUUUAAGCAGAGAUGUAAAAAAUAAAUAAAGCACACUUAAUGACACUACUGUGAGGGUUUUUUUUUUUUCCAAGUCAGCUGUUUCCUCUCUUGGUCUACUUUCUGCCUCUAUAAGUUAAUGAUGUAUUUCACCAAGUUGUUGGUCUAUAAAGCAAACCUGUUGAGUUUAAAUAUAAUUGAAUACAACUGCUCAAUAUAAUAGCCUAAAAAUAUACUUUUAAAUGAUUACAACAUAAGUUUUUGUUUCACAGAGGGUUAUUUUCAACAUUGAUCAACUGAUUUCUUUUUUGUGUUGUACUCUGAACAGCAGUGGUGAAUUUAGAGGUGUCCAUGUCUCCCAAAGUCUGGCACCCCAAUGGCAACCAAUUUUUUUUUUUCCUAUCAUUAGAAACUUGACUUGCAGGAGGCAGAAUUUGUGUUGAAAUCAACUUUGGGAUGUGUUGCAAGAGGGUUUUCAUAGAUUUACAAGCAGUUCAACGUGGCACAUUCACUUCUGUUGGUAUUAAAAUCCUCCUUUUGGUUUUUUUAAGUUCUUGAAGUCAUAAGCUGAGCAGGUGUAAGUGUUGCCACAUUGUUGUGUUAUAAAUAUACACUUGGCUAAUGAUUGUGAUUUGGUGCUAUAUAAAUAAAGAUUCAUUGAAUAAAAUUUUAAACACU
Messenger RNA from Xyrichtys novacula (pearly razorfish), 8181 nucleotides. The record is from the annotation of a GenBank genome assembly. NCBI's taxonomy places the organism in Eukaryota, Metazoa, Chordata, Actinopteri, Labriformes, Labridae.